AUGUCGCGAUAUGAGCUCGGUUCUGCUGCUGAACAGGCGUCUGUCAAAUGGCCACAUGAAGCACUCUCACAACUAGGAAUCCAUGCUACUCAACGUUUCACGGAUGCAGCACCGUCGAGCUUCCACCAGAUUCCACAGAGUCAAAGUAUACAGUUACCGACACUGCCAUCGUAUGGAAAUUUCCAGACAUCAAGUAGUGGCGCAACGGGCGGCUUAUUUCGUUCAAGCGGUUUCCAGCAACCACAACCUCAGCCUGGCCUAAUAGCACCUGCACAACAAAAUCACCACGACGUACAAAAGUUGCUAGCACAAUUAAAUACCUCUGGUGUUACCCCGCAACAGCUAUCCCAGUUUGUAGCAUCACAGCAGUCAUUUCUCUCAACCGCUGAUGAAGCGAAAUUGCUAGAGUUUCGGAAGUUGCUGUCAGACUGGCCGAAUAACUCGAGUAAGCUGGCCGAACAAGUCUGGCAAAAUGCCGCUAUUGGAAACUGGUUGCAACAGCAGCAAGAACAGCAGAAACUGAGAAACGAAAAGAUUACGGGAACCAGCAAUGGAAUUACCCCGUCUGAAAUGCAGUUACAGCUAUCACUGGCAGCUGGAAAUGUAGUUGUAAAUGGUCAGUCUACGCUAGCCAAAUUCACGCAAAAUCAGGACGACUCUCAGCUUCAGGCACUUCUAAGUCCAACUGCUUUAAGUAGAAGUCAGUCUUGUGGGCUGCCGAUACCUCAGGGUAUAAUUUCACCUCAACCGGUCCGUGCCAAAUCGGGGUUUAUUUCACCACAACCUGAAUCUCAGUCAAAGAGUCAUUUGACUCUACCCGUAGAUGCGUCGACAUUAAGCCGCUCACACACUGCCAGUGAAAGUUCCAGUUGUCAAGAGCAGUCUUCAUCCUCAACGGUUGUGGAGGAGACAGUUCAUGUGAGCGAGUCGGAAACAACGGAAGGAGACGCAAAUGUAACAACUUCAGAAACUCGUGUAGCAAACGAGUCUGAAGAGAGGAUGACUGAAGACGGCACCAACGAUCACGAUGGGUGUUCGGGAACAGAGGAUAAAGUCAACGAAGACGAUGCUCGUAGUGGCAUGAAGAAACUGGAAAAUGAUCAGGAAAUGGAAGUGGCGAAGAAGGAAAUUGAUUACGGUGAACCAGUAGUCAGCCAACCACUAAUGAAAUCGGUGUUAGAUCUCGGUGCUGACGAUAAUGAAACCGCAACAGUGAACGCAGGUAACUCGGAAGGAAAUGAUUCGCAUGAUGGAACGCCGAUGGAUUGCAACGAUGAGGAAGGGAGGCCGAGUUCAGCACAGUCCACGACUGCUGAACCAAACGAAGUUUCUUCGUCAAGGUGA
Enterobius vermicularis (human pinworm) is the source of this 1344-nucleotide messenger RNA. Lineage: Eukaryota; Metazoa; Nematoda; Chromadorea; Rhabditida; Oxyuridae. The record is from the annotation of a GenBank genome assembly.